Molecule: messenger RNA, 1947 nt
Organism: Heterostelium album PN500
Lineage: Eukaryota; Evosea; Eumycetozoa; Acytosteliales; Acytosteliaceae
Exons: 3
Coding region: 1-1947 (648 amino acids)
Source: RefSeq, a predicted model, not a curated record
AUGAUAAAAAAGAAAAAGAUAUUGUCCUCAUUGAAAGAAAAGGAAGCAAGAGAAGAAUCUUUAAAGAAUGUUGUAGAGGAAGAUGAAGAUCUAGAUAAGAGUGACGAUAAGAAUAAUGAGGAGAAUGAUGAUAAUGGUGCUGAAAAGUCUGGCAAUGGCGAUGAUGAAGAGUCAGUGUCUAGUGAGAGAAAAAAGAAGAAAAAGAAGCAUAAGAGUAAGAGAUCAAAGUCAAGUGAGACUAGCAAUGAUAAUGAAGAGGGUGAUGCUGCCGAUCAUAAUAAUAAUAAUAAUGAGGAUAACAACGAAGAGAAAGAAGAGAGAAGACACAAGAAGAAACAUCAUAAGCAUACUGAUAGAGACAGAGAGGAGAGAAGACACAAGAAACACAAGAGAAGUAAAGAGGAGAAGAGUGAAUCUGUAGAUGCCGAUAGUGGUACUGUCGAUGAAGGUAGAGACGAUAACGAUGCAGAUCACAAUAACAAUGAGGAGAGAUCUCAAGAGAGAGAAAAGGAUAAAGAUAGAGAGAGAAAACAUAGACACAAGAAGAAGAAGCACAAGCGAGAUGCUACUGGUGGUGGCGACGAGGAGGAUGCCGGUGGCGAAGAGAGAAGGAAAAAGAAACACAAGAAGAAGAAACACAGAAAGGAUGAAAAUGCCGGUGCCGAAGAUGACGAAGAUGAAGACUCCAAGAAUGUGAUGGUUCUCGAUGAGAAUGAAGAUCUUAAAGAUAUAGUUGAUGAAGAGGAUGACGACGAUGCCAACAACCAACAACGGCAGCAUCACGAUGACGACGAGGAGAAUGGAAAUGACGUAGUUGAUGUUAGUGACGAUGACGACAGCAACAGCAAAAAGAAGAGUAAGAAGAGAGAAGACAGAGGAAGAAGCAGAAAAGAACGUAGUGGCGAUAAAGAAUCAAAGAAAUCGAAAUCCAGAGAUAGAAGUUGGGAUCGUGACAAUAGAAAAAGUUGGGAGCGCUCUGACAAUGAAGACGAACAACAGGUCACCUAUCACGGAGACGAUGAAUUUCACAACGAAGAGAAAGAGAGAAGCUUUGAAAAGAGAGAGAUUAAACCGAGCACCGAGAACUUUUUUGGACAAUACAAACCAACUAGUAAUAUUCUUACGACGACAAGGAGUAAAUUUGGUGAGAGCCUUUUGAAAACGAUCGAAAUUGUCAAACCAUACUAUCCUCCACCUCCACCAAGACAAUUUAAUGCUUCAACAUCUUCAUACAACGAUAAUGAUUAUCAAAAUAAUAAUGAUAAUAAUGAUCACAAUAACAAUUAUAAUAAUAACAGUAACAGUAAUAGUAGCUAUAGUAAUAGUAAUAAUAGUAACGGUUAUAACAGUAGUAGUUCAACAUCAUAUCAAUCUAAUUCUUCAAAACCAGAUUAUUUUAAGGAAAUCAAUUUAAAUUUAGAUUUUACACAAUUUGGUAAUCAAAAAACUACAACUUCAACAACUUCAUCAACUUCAACAACUUCGACUUCAUCAUCAACUUCUCAUAGAUCAAGCAGUAAACACAGCAAAAUGGAUAUGGAUAAAAAGAAAAAAAUAUUUAAGAAUGAAAUAUCAAAGAUUGUUGUUAGUAAAUUGAAUAGGUACUUUAAGAGCAAGAAGAUAUCGAAUAAAGAAGAUUUCAAAUAUCUGGCAAACAAGUUUACUAUGUUGGUCAUCGAAAAGGAUCAUGGUCGAUUGGAUUCUGCUGGCGACACUCCAAGAAAAGUUGAAAAGCUAUUGGAAAACUAUUUCUCAAAGAUCACUGUUUACACAAAAAAGAGUAGUAAAAAGCACAGUGCAUCAGAGACAGAGCCACAAUACGACAGUUUGGAUUUAGAAAAGGAAUUGGAAUCAACAACCAACAACGAUGAUAACAACGACAACAACAAUGACCAGAUAUCAGAAGAACCAUAUACUCCACCACCUCCACCUCCAAUAACCUACUAA